Molecule: messenger RNA, 2398 nt
Organism: Colletotrichum phormii
Lineage: Eukaryota; Fungi; Ascomycota; Sordariomycetes; Glomerellales; Glomerellaceae
Product: amidase
Exons: 2
Coding region: 319-2049 (576 amino acids)
Molecular function (GO): catalytic activity
Source: RefSeq, a predicted model, not a curated record
AACCUCGUACCACAGUAGGUUCGACUACGGAUACUGGGGCUUGGAGGCACAGAGUAGCGGGGACAUUCUGCGGAUAUUGCCAUCGCGUUCGUUAAUGUCGACUUCAUUCUGUUUGUCAUCGGAAACCCGCCUUCGCCACAGAUUGACCCAAUGGCCCGCGGGAAGAGUCCCCGAGAAUUUCUCGCGGCUUCGGCAUGGAUGUCACUCUCGAGUCUUUAUGAACAGCAUGCUGGCUAAUCAGUCGUUACCACAAUCAAUCGAAAGGCAUCGGUGACCAGCGAUCCCGCAGAACAACGUCGACGAUUGCCGCCUCCCAACAUGUCUGUUUUCUUCAAAGACAUCUCCACGGAUAAUCCCGUGCAGAAAGGCGACGUCGAAAAGCUACUCGAGCCACUCGGUUUGACGAUCAAGGCCGAGGAGUCGGCCGAUUACCAGAGACUGCUUGCUGCAGUUCACGAUUGUGCAACCCGGAUCGACAGCCUCCCAGACUACCAGCCGGUCCCCGACACGAAACGAUACCCUCGAGAGAAUGUACAUAUACCUACGGCAGAAGAACAAGAGUUUGGGCAUGCGUGGGCACAUCGAUUCUUGAUCAGGGGCGAUAAGUCUGCUUCUGAUUCCUCUUCGGUAUGCCUGAAAGGCAAGACUGUAUGCUUGAAGGAUUGCAUUGCCGUAGCAGGCGUUCCGCAAUUCUUCGGCAGCGAUGCUUUCCCUCCUUGGACGCCAUCGACAGACGCGACAGUCGUUACACGGGUACUGGAUGCCGGAGCCGAUAUACUGGGCACUGCUACAUGUGAGCACUUUUGCAACUCGACGGCAUCCUUCACCAGCGCGCAGGGCACGAUCGAGAACCCUUAUCAGGAAGGCUACUCUACCGGUGGCAGCACCUCUGGGGGUGCCGCCCUUGUUUGUUCUCGAAAGAUUGAUAUUGCGUUGGGCACAGAUCAAGGCGGUAGUAUCCGGGUUCCAGCUUCAUUUUGCGGCUGCGUCGGUGUGAAGCCUACCCACGGUCUAGUGCCAUUUACCGGAGUCACAAGUGGCGAUGCUAUCGACGACCAUGCAGGGCCCAUUUGCCGUUCAGUCGCAGAAGCUGCUCAAUGUCUUGAUGUGAUCUCCGGAUACGACGGCAUCGACGAUAAAUCUCUAGGCGCUGCAGCUCAUGGCUCCUACAACUUCUCUGCUGCUCUAUCAGCGAGCUCCGGUCGUUUGGACGGAAUGAAGAUUGGCCUUUUGAGAGAGGGCUUUGAUCAAGAGAUUGUUGACCCCAAAGUCAAAGAACACGUCCUUUCGGCCGCCCGCAAACUGGAGUCUCUGGGAGCAAUCGUUGAGGAUGUAUCUGUCCCUCUUCAUCUGGAGGGCCCUUCAAUAUGGACAAUACAACAACGUAUCGCGGGCUCGUCGGGGAUUCUGGGGAGAGCUUCGGGACACAGAGGUCUUGGUCUGACUGAGUUUGAAAAGGCACGGCUGCCCUGGGUCGACUCGAGCUUUCAAAAGCUCUUCCCCUCCACAAAGAACACAUUCAUCAACGGCUUGUAUCUUUCGGACAAGUUCCCGGGUCUCUACAGCAAAACGGUCAACAUCGGUCGGCAGAUCAGCGACGCCUACCAAAGUAAGUUUCAAACGUACGAUGCGAUAAUCAUGCCAACGACUCCUUUCGUGGCACCGCGACAUGGGUCUCGAGAGUCAGUGUUGGGUUCAUUUGAACCCACCAUAGGAUUGACAACCAAUACCGCCGUUUUCAACGUGACCGGGCAUCCAGCAUUGUCAAUACCCGUGGGAUUCGUCGCCGCUAAGGAUGACGCCCAGGUCUUACUUCCUGUAGGCAUGCAAUUUGUCGGAGGGCUAUGGCAAGAAAAGAAGAUUCUCACCAUUGCACAUGCGUGGGAGACCAACUUUGACUGGAAGAGCGCCACAAACACCACCGAAGCUCCUGAGUCUGUUCCGGAGACCCUAAUAACGGGCCCAAAUGUCAAAGUCAAUGGCAGGACAAUGCCUGAGGUGAACGGCACAACUUCACCAAAUCUUAAUCGUGUGAAGCUGUCCGUCUGAGAGCCGUACGAGAAGUGGUCAAAAGGGCCGUGUUCGAGGCAUGCUAUUUCGGCUCGGUGCCUACGGCUCAAGGGGGUUGAUAUUUACAGCGCGAAAGCAUCUAGCAUAAAAUAGAAGUACGCCAUGGGGAUUUUUCACAUCAUCUCGCCCUUUGUCUCAAUCUCAAGGACCCAAUGCCAAUUACCUAUGCCACACACACACAAUCUCUCUCUCUCUCUCACUCAUUCAUGGCUCAUAGCUCCGCCAUGUGCCCGCCUGGUUGUCUCGCAAUUCCGCAUUUGACAUACAAGUCUCGGUCAGGCAAUUCUGGAGAUGGAAGUUUGCGGCUCAAUUCUCCCCAACAAAGGGG